UCUCUUGAGGAGCCCAGGAAGAAGGCUCCGCUGGUGCCGCCGGGUCAGGGACUGCCGGGACCAGGCUGCGGCAGUCGUUAGCGGGUCAUGUCGGCCGCCCAGGGAUGGGACAGGAACCGCCGGAGGGGAGGAGGAGCGGCCGGCGGUGGCGGCGGAGGUAGCGGGGCCGGCGGGGGCAGUGGGGGCAGCGGGGGUCGGGGGACUGGCCAGCUCAACCGCUUCGUGCAACUCUCCGGGCGGCCGCACCUGCCAGGUAAGAAGAAAAUACGAUGGGACCCAGUUAGGAGGCGCUUCAUUCAGUCCUGUCCCAUCAUAAGGAUCCCUAACAGGUUUUUGAGAGGCCACAGACCUCCACCAGCACGCAGUGGACAUCGUUGUGUGGCAGAUAACACCAAUCUAUAUGUGUUUGGAGGUUAUAACCCAGACUAUGAUGAAUCAGGAGGGCCAGAUAAUGAAGACUAUCCUCUCUUCAGGGAGCUGUGGAGGUAUCAUUUUGCAACAGGAGUAUGGCACCAGAUGGGCACAGAUGGCUACAUGCCCCGGGAAUUGGCAUCUAUGUCACUUGUACUGCAUGGAAACAACCUGUUAGUGUUUGGAGGUACGGGCAUUCCAUUUGGUGAGAGCAACGGCAAUGAUGUCCAUGUCUGUAAUGUGAAGUACAAGAGAUGGGCUUUACUCAGCUGUCGGGGGAAGAAACCCAGUCGUAUAUACGGACAGGCAAUGGCCAUCAUCAAUGGCUCCCUUUAUGUCUUUGGAGGGACAACUGGCUAUAUUUACAGCACAGACCUGCACAAGUUAGAUCUCAAUACCAGAGAGUGGACACAACUGAAACCAAACAACCUGUCCUGUGACUUGCCAGAAGAGAGAUACAGACAUGAAAUUGCUCAUGAUGGGCAGAGGAUUUACAUCUUGGGAGGUGGUACUUCCUGGACAGCUUAUUCUUUGAACAAGAUCCACGCUUACAACCUUGAAACCAAUGCAUGGGAGGAAAUUGCAACAAAACCCCAUGAAAAAAUAGGUUUUCCAGCAGCCCGAAGAUGUCACAGUUGUGUUCAAAUAAAAAAUGAUGUGUUUAUUUGUGGGGGCUAUAAUGGAGAAGUGAUCCUGGGAGAUAUCUGGAAGUUGAAUCUGCAAACUUUUCAAUGGGUGAAGCUUCCUGCUACCAUGCCAGAACCAGUUUAUUUUCACUGUGCAGCUGUUACACCGGCUGGUUGCAUGUACAUUCAUGGAGGAGUGGUGAACAUCCACGAAAACAAACGGACUGGGUCAUUGUUUAAGAUCUGGCUGGUGGUACCUAGCCUGCUGGAACUGGCAUGGGAGAAGCUGCUCGCGGCCUUCCCCAACCUAGCAAACCUCUCCCGAACACAGCUUCUGCACCUUGGACUAACACAGGGACUCAUCGAGCGCUUGAAAUGAGGAUAUCUGGACUGUUCAUUGAUGCUGGAAAUGUUAAUUUAAAGAGACUCCUUUAUUUAUGGGCAGUGUAGGAUGUGCUACAAAGAGAAUUGGUUACCCUGAUCAAGGCCUUAUUCAGAAAAUACAUCAGAUGCCUUUCUGUAAAUUGGUUUUUAAGUUUAUGGACAUCUCACUUUUCCAUGUGCUUUCUUCUUUGCUUCUCUUCCUCCUGCCCCAAUACACACCCACAUACUCACAUACUUUCUCUUUUUUUGAUGGAGUUGAGGGAAAGUCUGAAAAUACUUUAAUAAUGUUAUUGAUCAAGAUAAGAUAGAAGUUUUUUAAAAGGAAUUUUGAGCAUAAUGACCACGUCAACCAAUGCUCUACAGAUUAAAACAUCACCAAUAAAAACAAAAAUAAAAAUGUAGCAACAGCAACAAAAAGUAGUUUGGGGGAUAGAUUGAGAAAACUAACCUUGAGAAUCUUGAAGGUUAUUCUUAAACCAGGAUGUUUAACUUGGUAUUUUCAAGGUGUGUCUGAGUAGUUGGAUUGCAUGGCAGCAGUGGUUGGCCUCUUGCUGCAUGGACACCUAAGCUUAACCUUUGACUUUGGAGGAAAGUUAAGCAGCUCAGCAACUCCUGGUUAGUGAUAUCUUUUCUCAUCCUACGGUGCCAGCAGUUGUUGGAGUUGGUUUGUCCAGGAGACUUAUGUGUGAGUCAUGGUCUUUGUUGUUGCUCUUAGAAAUUAUGGCACCAGGAAUAUUUUAAACUGAGAAAUCUAAAGUUGUCCAAGUUCUUUCUGGGCAGUUUUGAAAUUCUCCUGUGCUUAUCUCUCUGACUUCUUCAUGGGAAGUAAUGUGUGGGGUAAAUGCCACAGGACAGGAGAGCAGGCAGAGAAUGCCAUCAGAUUUGAUAACUUGGCUUCUGCUCGGAAUGAUGGCCUUUGACUGUCACACUGGCCAUUUCCUUUUCAAAACUUGCUUCUUUUCUAAUCUCUGGACCAUGUACCUGCCAUUUUCUUCGGCAGUUGGUCCUCAAUUUUCCCCGAAGCUUGAUGCCUCCUUUUCUGUCUGCUUUAAUGUGCAUGGUGCUGAAAUUGUAAUAAUUGGAUAAAUGGUCUUGAGGGAAAAGCCACAGGUCAUCCUUCCUGAAACCCAAGUAUCAUUUAAACAUUAGCACAAGGAAGGAAUGAAACUGAGUAUCAUUUGCUUUUUUGUGUGUGAAAUUUUAGUUCUGACUUGCUUUGUUAAUUUUAAAAAGAAAAAUGACCUGAGUUUUCACUUGUUUUGCCAUCAGGCUGCUAGAGAGGUUGAGCAGUCACUUGCCAUGAGCAUUUGGAUGUGCACAGGUGUACUCAAGGUGCUGAGGGCACGCAAGAAGGCACAGCGCUGACCCUCCCACAGUCCCCUCACAGAGGAGAUUCAUGUGGGAGAUCUGGGACACAUUUUUCUUUAAGUGCCUCUUUUUCACCUAGCUUUUAAAGUGAUUCUUUUUUUUUUUUUUUUUUUUUUUUUUUUUUUUUUCUCCCUUUUACCCCAGAAGGGAUCUCUUUAGCUUAUGUGUGGAUUAAAAAUCACCUUUGACUUAUGGCUAAAAAGUUACCAUCUAGUGUUCAGUUCUGGGAAAGAGAAAACUGUGGCCUCUAGACUUGGACUCCUAACUUCUAGGCCUUAUUAUAUCCCAUCCAUGUGAGGAUUGAGGGAGAGGCAGGAAAAGGAACAGUUCCUCUUGGGGUCCCCUACUCCCACCUCUUGCCAUUCCCAAUCAGUGAGGCUUGCUCCUCAGAGGAGCUCUCUCCAGAACUUUGCUGCAUGACUUCAACUUGCCUCUGGGCAUUUGGUGGGAUUACAUCCGAAACUAACCAAGUCAUGCUGUCUAGGGUGGCAGAAGAAUUUUUGCCAUUGAUUUAUAUGGGGACCAAAGAUUGAAUGCUUAGCCUCUAUGCUUAGAUUUCCCUGGUCUUUGGAACAUUAGCAGGUCUCUGGCUUUGCUGCACCAGAAAGCUGGAGAGAGAGGGCAUCUGAGUCAAUCCACACUUGCCAGCAUCCUUUUAAAGCCUUCUGAGGACAGUCUUCUUUGAGGUAGAUUUUGGAGGCCUGACAUUGAAGACCUUGUGUGUGACAUUUUCUUGAAAGAGCACAUCCUUGGUCUACAGUGUCUUCUUUCAACAUAACACUAGUGAAAAUUAUGUAGUAUGACCAGCUCUGAGUGCUAUUCACAUGCACAAGUUCUGAAUGCCAAAUGAGACUGUGUGUAUGAUGAUUUAAAUGUAGAUGACUGGACUUUUAUAUAAGGGUCACCAGGCAUUUUAGUAUACCUAUAACCAGCACUUAGAAUUCCCGCUGCCAUUACUUGAUGUGGGAAAGGUUAUGCCUGAUGCUCCUCUGCCUCUUUGAGGUAUUCCCAGUCAGCUUCUGACAGUCCUGGAAGUUGAAGUGCAAUAUAUAGAAACACAUAUGGAUAUAUACAGAUUAUAUAGAGGAUGUGACUAUAAAGCAGCUACACUACUUUUUUGUAUUUGUCUUGGGAAAGCCAGCUCAUUGCUUUAGAGUAAAAUUAUGCCUAGAAUUUUUGAUGUGAUCAGCUGGCUUGAGCUAAAUCUUGGUAAAGCUGGAUUUUCAAGUCCAUAUUUUCUUACUCCAGGUCAUAGAGACAUAUUGUUCCCUGGGUUUGUUAGAGUUGAGAAUUUUUUCCCCCAGUCACCUCUGUACACUCUCUUACAUUUGCAUGUCUUGCCCAGGAACAAGGAAGUCACUGGAAAGGUGUUUCCUACAUGGAGAAUCAAAACCUAAUAUUUGGCACUAACAGUUCUCCCAUGUAUACACAAUUUAUCUGGGAAUGUAAUACCUUAUUAAAUGAUGAAAAUUACGAUUUCUUCAUUUAAUAAAGUAUUUUCCACACCCUGGAGAAAUGACAGACUGAUAAAGGUUAGAAUGAAAUGUUAACUGUUCUUCAGGGGCCAAAUGAAACCCUUUCCAUUGACAGAUUCUUCCUUUUUCAGGGUCCUAAUGACCAUGAUGUAAAAAUUUGCUCUAUACCAUUCCUGUCCAUUACAUAACUAGAUUUAAAAGUAUAAUAAUAAACAUAUUAACAUUUCUAAGCAAAAGGUAUAUUGACAGUGACCUUUGGUUACCCACAGUAGCAAGAGUAAAGCACAGAUAAUUGAAAUCCAUAGAUAAUAAUCAGUGUUUUAACUUUUCUAUCAAACAGUCGGUUCAUUGUUAUUUCUUCUCCCUCCCUGUCCCUGUGCCACAAGCACCUCCUUUUCAAUGGAGUGAGUAGUUAGAAAACGAAAAGGAAGACUCCCAGAGGGGCUGGCAAGCAGUGAACACAGAGCAGCCUGAUUAGCUCCAGUCGGUCAGUCUGACAACUGCUGAACACAGAGGAGAGCCGCAGGUGCAGUCCUGAGCUUAGCUGUCGCUCUUCAGCAUGAUCUCCUGCCCUGAGUUCUAGGCUGUCUCUCUUAAACUACCAAAGAACUCAGCACCUGUGGGAAGGAAAAAGCUGUGUAUGACACAGGAAAUUCCAUCAUUUGAAUACAUUUGACCCUUGACAAGUCCUUGCUUUUUUGUUUGUUUUUGUUUUCCUUUGGAGAUUCCUUCUCCAGUUAUAUGGCCUGAUUGCCUGGCAUUUAGGAAAGGUUGGACUAUCCUUUCCAGCUAUGUUGGUCUUUAUAUCCUAUAAAACCAGUUUAUUUUUAUGUGGUCUUACAGAUGUUUAGAAAGUAGCACAGGUUACGACUUGUUUAUCUGCCAGCAUUCUGAUGUAGCACAAAAAGCCAUUUUUCUUUUUUUUUUAAUCUUGUCCCAUUUUUCUGGCAUUGAGCUCCAGGGUAGAAGAGGGUUUAUGGUCUUAUGACCAUAAGUUUCAAAAACUGGUCACCGUUAGUUUAAAUUGCUUUGGUUCUUCAAAUACCUUGGAACUCUAGGAGCAUUGGCAGGGCCUGCAGUAGGCUCAGUAGAGUUCUGGAACCUCCAUAUGUUACCACCAGAUUAUACCCAGCAAUGACAUUUCCCUUCUAACGUCGUGAAAUUUGGUGGAAAGUGACCUCUUCCCUUGUCUGGUGUUAUAAACAGAAGUUCUGAGUUGUGCUUCAAAAGUGGUACCAUCUUUUUGGUGUAAUUUUCAUGUUUUAAAUUUUUAAUUUUUGAGAAGUUUUUUAAAGGCCCUGCUUAGACAGUGUACAGGGUGAGUCAGAGACAGUUUUCAGAG
This is a messenger RNA of Sciurus carolinensis (gray squirrel), 5606 nucleotides long. It is a transcript of the gene Klhdc10, whose product is annotated as kelch domain containing 10. The record is from RefSeq and is a predicted model, not a curated record. The transcript has 10 exons. Gene Ontology annotation, molecular function: protein binding. The coding region runs from base 88 to 1416 and encodes 442 amino acids. Lineage: Eukaryota; Metazoa; Chordata; Mammalia; Rodentia; Sciuridae. Gene Ontology annotation, biological process: positive regulation of stress-activated MAPK cascade.